Molecule: messenger RNA, 1410 nt
Organism: Actinia tenebrosa (Australian red waratah sea anemone)
Lineage: Eukaryota; Metazoa; Cnidaria; Anthozoa; Actiniaria; Actiniidae
Product: trace amine-associated receptor 1-like
Biological process (GO): G protein-coupled receptor signaling pathway
Cellular component (GO): membrane
Molecular function (GO): G protein-coupled receptor activity
Source: RefSeq, a predicted model, not a curated record
GGCACGGGUCAAAACAAAGACGCAGGCGCCUUCUAUUUACGUUAGAUCGGAACUUUACAUCCCGCAGUGAACUUGAAAACGAAGUCGAAAGUCGUUCAAAAUUGAUCUCUUUUUCAAUAAAGAAGCCUUAAUUCUAAGUUGUUUUUAGUAGUCUUCCUGAGAAGAAGACCAACCUCUGUAGGCGGCCGAUGAAAAGGCAAGGCAAAUUAAACUUAUAUACGCCGAAGCUAUAGUCAUUGAAUCUAAAAUCAUUUUGGUCUUCAAAGGGACAAGAAACAUCAUGGGAUAUCAAACUGGAAACUAUUCAAAUUACUCCUUACAAACUAAUACAUCUGAAGAAUACAGUUUUAUCAAGGAUGAUCAAGUGGCCGAACUAGAAUGGUUUUGGCCACUACUAUGGACCAUUGCAAGCAUAACGACAGUUGACAACUUUAUCGUGAUAUUUUUGGUAAUUUCCAGGAAGAAAUUGCACACUAAUACUAACUGGUUUAUACUAUCGUUGUCUUGCGCAGAUUUUAUAAUCGGUUGUGUUGCUGCGCCUAUGGAUUACGUAGUGUUCAAAGUUUUACCAGAGAACGAGCUUUCUGAUGUUGUCCUAUUUUUAGAGAACAUGCUUUUUGAUAUAUCGGCUGUUAAUCUAUGUUUGGUAGCCUUUGAUAGGUACCUUGCAGUUGUUUAUCCAUUGAAGUAUGUGACUUUUCUAACUCACCGUCGAGUUUGUGGACUGAUCGUUUUGGCUUGGUUGGUUCCUGCAUUGUUUUUUGUCGGUCAAAUUCUCGUCUUGUUUACCAGUAAAACUUAUCUUAGCCAAGAAAUCUCUUCCUCAGUCCUUGUGGUGUUGUUUCAGAUACUGCCAAUGAUAUACCUCUUGGUUACCUUCAUUCAUAUAGCAUACAUCGUACGAAAACACCUUAGAAAGAUCAACAAGGAGAACGAGCAGAUAAAAUUCAACCGGACGAUACCUAGAACCGCGCUGCGUCAAACUACUCGAUAUCGAUCAAUUCUCGCGCUCAUGGCUGCGGUUAAUGGGACAUUUGUACUCUGCUGUGGAAUCAGCGUGUACGAUUUCUUCUGUCGAAAGUUAUCUUUGGUUAUACCACCCCAGUACAUCGCUAUGAACAUGAUUUUACUCAACUUUAAUUCGGUAGUAAACCCCAUCAUGUAUGGCAUACUAAAAAGCGACUUCCAGCGAGAGAUGAAACGCCUUGUUGUUUGUUUAGAGUGUAGGAGGCCGGUUAGAAAUAGCCAGAUGGUGAGCAUCGGGCUGACCAAUGUUAACAGCUUACGAAAUGAUGGCCUAAAGGAAGGGUGAGAUUCAAAUAUCAUUAAAGGUCGCACAUUCUUUGUAUUACCAAUUACUGCAGUAGGCGGUCUAAUAGGCCCUUUGCAGUUAACGGUCACGUGUCUGUA